GCAUAGUGUAUUAUUCUAACAUCCCUAUGCUGUCUGUUUUGUUUAGGAUGAUGAUUUUGAGGAGAUGGAAGCCCUCAGUCUUCACUCUGCUAAGGCUGUUAUCAUGGAUGACGAACAGCAGAAGUCUCAUCGUUACUCACCAAGUCUGCAGGGGGAUGACGAUGUCGAAUUGAGCAAAGAACGCAAACAUAAAAAGUCCAAAUAUAAGAUUCAUCUGCCCCACAAAUCGAAGGCAUCACACGGACUGAAAGAGAAGGGCUCCACUGACGACGAAAUGACAGAAAAAGAUAUGAAGUCUCAUGAAGAGGAGUAUGAUGAAGAUCCAGAUGAGAUUGAAAUGCUCAAACUGAAAAAGCCAUUUAAGUUUAAAGUUUCCAAAAAACACAAGCACCAGAGCAAAAAGAACCAAUCAGAAGCCCCACCUGUUGAGCACCUCUCUGAGGCUGCUAAGGCAGCAUGGGAGGCUGCUCAGAUGGACGAACAAGCUGCAGCCGGUGAAGAGGAGGAUGAGGAGGAAGACGGGGACACGGACAGUUUAUUGGAGUGGUGGUACACAGUAGAAAAAUGGGACGAACUGCCAUCGGAUGAAGAGGAUGCAGCCGUCAAAGAGGAUGAGUCAAAGUCAUUCACCGUCUUGGCAGACAAGGUCGAACGCGGCCUGCGUCUCUUCAACAAGGUGUUUACCGAGCAGGCCGAGGCCCUGUGGGAGUCCAUCAUCUCGCUCCACGCCCUCGCCGACGACAUCAACGAGUUCCAUCACAAAGCCAAGAUCGCUGGGAUCAGCGGGGGCACCACCACCGCAGUGGGCACUGUGGCGGCCAUCACUGGUCUGGCUCUGGCUCCCGUGACCUUCGGAGCGUCCCUGUUAGUCGCUGCCGUGGGCGUGGGGGUGGCAACGGCCGGUGGGAUCACCUCUGCCUCUGCAGCCAUCUCUGAUAACGUCAACAACAAGAACGAACGCAAAAAGAUCGAGGGUCUGCUGCAGGAGUACGAAGAGCGAAUGCUGGAGAUCUCGAACAUCCUCCACUUUGUCAAUAAGGGCUUGUCCAAGCUGCGCGGCCACCCUUUCCUCAGGUCUGGCACACAGCACUAUUCCCAAGACUGGGAAAUCCGCAAAGCGGUCCAGAUGAUCAGCAUUGUGGAUUCGCCUGUUAUGCGAGCAACAGAGAUGACUGAUGACGCCGUGGGCUCCCUGCAAGGACUCUUCAAAGGUAUGGACACGUACUUCGUGAACGAAACCAGAGAGCUGAAGAAAGGCUACAGGAAGGAGAUUGUGUCCGUUAUAAGACAAGUGGCAAACGUGCUGAAUGACUGCAUCGUGGGGCUGAACGCCAUCAGAGAGGAUCUGCAGGAUGCUACUGGAAAUAUGUGAACAACCUUCAUGAUCACACUGAUCAUGGCUCUCCACUGACAUCUCCUGGCUGAAAAUAAGAACUGCUCUUCCAUGUUGCAUCAGUCUUGGAAAAUAUUCCACCUCUGUUAAACUCAUGAAGAUAUUUUUGGCAUUGUGGCUGAGAAAUGAGUUUUUUCCAGGUUUUUAGACGGCAUAUUAAUUUUGUACUUGUACAGUAAAACACAGAUAAGUUCCUUUAUUAAUUAACCCUUUUGCAUCAAAGUUUUUUCCUAUUUAAAAUUCACAGUUAGAAUUGUUAGAAUUGAGUCAGUUUGGAAAUAAUUUAUUCACUUUACUUUGAAAUAGUUUAUCAAAGACUUUGACAAAAGUCUUUGAAGAGAUGAGGUUUAAAAAUGUUUAACAGUUGAUGAAUUUAGUGAACCAAAGUGAUAAAUGUCAGAUUUUGGCAGAAUGUUUUGCAGGUCAUAGACCCUUGUACUGUAAGUGAGACUUUUAAUCUUAAGUUGUAAAAAAGAAUCUUGUUUUCAUAAUCAGGUGUCAAUAGAUAGAUUUAUUGUUAUAACUUGAAUCGGUUUGUUCAAAAUAUAGCUCAUGUUUUGCAACGAGGGAGUUAGUUUGGUUUAUUCAGAAGCUUGAACACAUUUUAAUACUUUUCAUUUUUCCUGAAAGAGCUGUCUGGAAUGAAUGCAAAGCAUGUUGCAUGACAAAAUGAAGUUUUUUCUGCUUGAUUGUAGGCACAUUGUCAUUUUAUUAUCCAUAUUGAAUCAUCCAGCUGCUAUUUUACCCCUAACCACCCUUAACCAUAGGCAUUCUUAACAUUUGACUUAUCCAGCUUUGAUAGGCCACUGUCAUUGCAUUGCUGAGGCAUUUGUUCAUAUAUUUGCAUUUUAACAUGAAAUGAAUGUAACUUUUUUAAUUGUUCUAUUUUACUAUAUUCAAUAUGUCCUGGUUAACCCAAGAAUAAAAUGUAAAAAUGACCUAUUGACACAUUUUCCCCUGG
Molecule: messenger RNA, 2354 nt
Organism: Poecilia latipinna (sailfin molly)
Lineage: Eukaryota; Metazoa; Chordata; Actinopteri; Cyprinodontiformes; Poeciliidae
Product: apolipoprotein L6-like
Exons: 11
Coding region: 65-1372 (435 amino acids)
Biological process (GO): lipid transport; lipoprotein metabolic process
Cellular component (GO): membrane; extracellular region
Molecular function (GO): lipid binding
Source: RefSeq, a predicted model, not a curated record